UAUGGCUAGCCAAUCUCAGGGAAUACAGCUGCUGUUACAGGUGGAGAAACGAGCAGCAGAGAAGGUUUCAGAAGCCAGGAAGAGGAAGACUCGAAGGCUGAAACAGGCAAAAAAAGAAGCACAAGCCAAAAUUGAACUGUAUCGAUUGCAAUGAGAACAGCAAUUCAAAGAUAAAGAAGCAGCAGCUUUAGAGUCUCAUGGUAGUUCAGCUUCUGAAGUGGAUAAAGAAACAGUGUUUGUAUAUAUAGCAUAG
Protopterus annectens (West African lungfish) is the source of this 253-nucleotide messenger RNA. RefSeq names its product V-type proton ATPase subunit G 1-like. The record is from RefSeq and is a predicted model, not a curated record. Gene Ontology annotation, biological process: proton transmembrane transport. Lineage: Eukaryota; Metazoa; Chordata; Ceratodontiformes; Protopteridae. The transcript has a single exon. Gene Ontology annotation, cellular component: vacuolar proton-transporting V-type ATPase complex. Gene Ontology annotation, molecular function: proton-transporting ATPase activity, rotational mechanism.